GAUCUAUUGAAACGAAACCGUUAAGGCCCAAUUUACGGCGAUUCUCGUUUCCUCAGAGAUUCACAGAUGAACUUUUGUUUUUGCUGUGUACACUAACGUUGAAGAAGUCAGAGGGAGAUCAUUCUAUAAGAUUCAAUCCUCUCUCUUUCUAUCUUCGUCUAGAGGCAUCUCUUUCCCGCUUUUUAUCUCUCAAAUUCAUCAAAUUCUGGUAAUUUUUAAUAAUCUUUGCUAAUCAAAAGGAAAAAAGGUGAGGAAAGAAAAAGAUGGGAGUGAAACAGGCGAUUAGAGCAAUAGAUGCUUUUCCGCGCGCUGAAGAGCACCUGUUGCAGCAGACCAAAUCUGGCGCCCUCGUGUCUAUUGUGGGGUUAGUCAUCAUGGCAACACUAUUCUUGCAUGAACUAAAAUAUUAUCUGUCUACAAAUACAGUACAUCAGAUGGCUGUUGACCUGAAACGUGGGGAAACACUUCCUAUACACAUCAAUAUGACAUUCCCAUCUUUACCUUGUGAUGUUUUGAGUGUCGAUGCAAUUGACAUGUCAGGGAAGCAUGAAGUAGAUCUUGAUACUAACAUAUGGAAGCUUCGCAUAAACCGUGAUGGCUACAUUAUUGGCACUGAGUAUUUAUCAGACUUGGUGGAGAAGGAGCAUUCAGACCACAAGCAUGAUGACCAUAAAGAUCAUCAAGAAGAUUUACACCUGCAAGGUUUUGACCAGGAAGCUGAAAAAUUUAUUAAAAAAGUAAAGCAAGCAUUGGAUAAUGGAGAAGGGUGCCGGGUGUAUGGUACUUUGGAUGUUCAACGUGUUGCUGGAAACUUCCAUAUAUCUGUCCAUGGGCUCAACAUAUUUGUUGCUCAAAUGAUUUUUCAAGGGUCUAAUCAUGUUAAUGUAAGUCAUUCCAUCCAUGACUUAUCAUUUGGCCCAAAAUAUCCCGGAAUUCACAACCCUUUGGAUGGGACAGAGCGAAUUCUGCAUGAAGCAAGUGGAACUUUCAAAUAUUAUAUAAAGAUUGUUCCCACCGAAUACAGGUAUUUGUCAAAAGAAGUCUUACCCACAAAUCAAUUCUCUGUGACAGAGUAUUAUUCCCCAAUACAUGAUUUUGAUAGGUCAUGGCCAGCUGUGUAUUUUCUGUAUGAUUUAUCACCAAUUACUGUGACCAUCAAAGAAGAACGCCGAAGCUUUCUCCACUUCAUCACCCGGCUUUGUGCAGUUCUUGGCGGUACAUUUGCACUAACAGGCAUGCUAGACAGAUGGAUGUAUAGAUUUGUUGAAGCCGUGACAAAGCCAAAUACACGAAGUAGAUAAGUUUGGAGAUUGCAUUGUAUUCAGCCCAGGUUGAUAUGGCUAACACUGAUGUACUAUUGCAACUAAUUAACAUUACAACAUUGUAUUCCCAAAUAUAUAUAUUCACGUGUUUUGACUUUUGAGAAAGGCUUUUGAUUCAAAGCUAGAAUGGAAUGGAUUUUGAGAAUUAUUAUUAUUGCUAGUCAGUAGAAAAAUGUACAAGGAUACUUCUUACCUACUGGAAGAUUAAGCUUUUUGAAUCGUUUACUGGUUUUAUACUAAUGGGAGUCGUUUGAGCUCGUCUAUAUUUGCAAUGGAAUGUUUUGUACCCC
Molecule: messenger RNA, 1612 nt
Organism: Cuscuta europaea
Lineage: Eukaryota; Viridiplantae; Streptophyta; Magnoliopsida; Solanales; Convolvulaceae
Source: the annotation of a GenBank genome assembly